AUGUUUUAUUACUCUGGGUUCAAUGUGAGUCCGAAAAUUACAUCCAGUGACAAUAAUCGUCCAAUCAUUGACAACUUCAGUGAAGUUAAAAUCAACAACCUAUCAAACAUAACCCUCGGCUGGAAUUAUCUUCUAGUUUGGAAGAAAAAUUCAGUAUUUAUAUCCGAAAAAUACACAAAUAACUGUGAUGAGAAACAAUUGUCAAUACCUACGAGCCCAUCAACAAAAUUUUCUAGCGCUUUCGCUGGAAAAUCCUCAAUUACCCUCAUCUCAACAGACAAUCAAAUAUGGCAGUACAAAUUGUACAGCGAGGAAUGGAACAAAGUAGAUAACUUCACUGCUAAAGAUGAGUUAGUUUUAAAAAUCGAUGGAACAAAUCAAAAUAUCUGUGCCUUAACAAACUACGGAAGAAUUUAUAAUAUUCCUAUUCUUCUGGAAAUGCCGGCUGGAAACAACUCAAAAUAUACUGAUAUAGUCUGCGGGUUCGAACACACCUUGGUGUUGACGAACAAUGGUGAAGUUUACUCAUUUGGCGGGGGCAGCAGAGGUCAAUUGGGACACAAUGAUCUAGAAAACUCUGAUGAACCUCUAUUAAUCGAAGCAUUGGCUGGUUUGAAGGCAGUCAAAGUAGCAGCUGGAGGGUGGCACAAUGCCGUUAUUACUUCAGACAAGGAUUUGUACACUUGGGGUUGGAAUACUAGCGGGGAACUCGGGUUAAUUGGUUCUGAGAAAGUAAUUGCGGUUCCUACCAUAGUAGAUUUUUACAACGAAAAAGAAGAAAAGGUUGAUGUCAAUGUAACAGAUGUAGAAUGUGGUAAUAAUUUUACAAUUUGCCAAACAGAUGACGGUCAACUUUGGGGAUGUGGGUCCAAUAAGUAUGGCCAGCUAGGCCUCUCUCAAUUAUCAAUUACGAGUACGGAUAAAUUUGUCCGAUUAAAUUCCAAGUUUGAUUGUAAGAAUAUUAAUUACUUUAAAUGUCGGGACUGGAGUACAAUUAUUAAUGUUAAAUAA
Messenger RNA from Cotesia congregata, 1011 nucleotides. The record is from the annotation of a GenBank genome assembly. Lineage: Eukaryota; Metazoa; Arthropoda; Insecta; Hymenoptera; Braconidae.